GGCUCGGCGCCUCCCUCGCCGGGCGCUGUGAGUCCGCGGGCCGCAGCUCCCGGGUCAGGCCCGCGACCAUGGCCUCCCUCCGCACCGCCAGCCCCACGGUGAGGAACUACUUCAAGGAGAAUUACAUUCCUCAGGUUUGCGAGGCGCUGUUAUGCGGUCUACUUGUCAUGUGUCCCGAGGAUCCACUGCAAUAUUUAGAGGAAAUGAUCAUAGCUAUAAUGGAAAAUGGUCUGGAAAAUCUUCUUUGGGACAUGUGCAUUGAUCUAUCAAUGAGACCGAAACUCCAAAGAUUAUCCAAAACUUACUUGGAACAACUUUUUGGACUGGAUGAUCAGCUGGUGACUCCAGAAUUGAUGAUAAAAGCAUGUACCUUUCACACUAAAAAUUUAGUGAAGACUCAUUUUUGUACUUGGAGAGACAUAGCAAUACCUCAUGUAAAUGAAGAUGAAAUUCUGGCUGAAAAAAUGGAAAAAGCAAUAACACAUUAUAAUUACAAACUUCAGAAAUCUUCAUUUCAUUACUGGCACUCUCUUGCAGAAAAUCAAAGAAGAAAACUUAAAGAAGUACUAUGGCGGAUACAACAGAUGUUAUAUUGUCACAAACUAAAAGUUGUUCUAACAAACUGGCGGGAUAAAGCAAGAUCCAAGACUAAAAUGAGAGAAGAUGAGCUGAUAUUAAAACAUGAACGGCAAUUGAAAAGAUGGAAAAGUAAAUUAAAAUUCAGAGUCACCACUGAAGAAACCAGUUCGCCUGAACUAAGUUCAUCCGAAAUCUCUUUUGUGGGGGACCUUCCAGAAUGUGACAUUUCGCUGUUACCUGAAAAAGCAAUAUCCCAGAUCUUCCUAUACCUCAGCUUAAGAGAUAUAGUAAUAUGUGGCCAAGUUUGUCAUGCCUGGAUGUUGAUGAUACAAACAAGGUCAUUGUGGAACACUGUCAUUAGCAGGGAGUUGGACCAGAAGUGGAGCAGCCGGGAUGUGAACUGGUGCCCAUAUGGGAAGCUGAUGCUGGCUUCACUUACUAUGCUGCGAUGCCCCGCCCAGCGUUCUGUUGUGUGGAAGCCCUCAGUGUAUUUCAUGUCUUCUGUUGGAGGGCAGAUUGAUUUUUCCAUGGUGAAAAAUAUAAUUGCUGAUAAAGAUAUCGUGACUACACUGCACAGGUGGCGUCUAAAUGUGCUGCGUUUGAAUUUCCGUGGUUGCAUUCUCCGACCAAGAACUUUGAGAUCUAUUGGCCACUGUAGAAACUUGCAGGAGCUGAACGUCUCUGACUGCUCAACACUCACAGACGAGCUGAUGAGGUACAUUUCUGAGGGCUGCCCUGGGGUCCUGUACCUCAAUCUGUCGAACACAACCAUCACCAAUAGGACCAUGCGACUCCUGCCAAGGCACUUCUACAACCUACAGAACCUCAGCCUGGCUUACUGCCGCAAGUUCACAGACAAAGGAUUACAGUACCUGAGUUUAGGGAAUGGAUGCCACAAGCUCAUCUGUCUGGACCUGUCCGGCUGCACGCAGAUUUCCGUUCAAGGCUUCAAGAACAUUGCAAACAGCUGCAGUGGAAUCAUGCACCUGACCAUCAAUGACAUGCCAACCCUGACGGACAACUGCGUAAAAGCUUUGGUUGAGAAGUGCCCGUCCAUCACCUCAGUCACCUUCAUAGGUUCGCCACAUAUUUCUGAUUGUGCCUUCAAAGCCCUCACUGCCUGCAACCUCAGAAAGAUCCGAUUUGAAGGAAAUAAAAGGAUUACUGAUGCAUGCUUCAAGUUUAUAGACAAGAAUUAUCCAAAUAUCAAUCACAUUUACAUGUCAGACUGCAAGGGAAUAACAGAUAGUAGCCUCAAAUCACUUGCAACCUUGAAGCAACUCACUGUGUUGAAUUUGGCAAAUUGUGGAAGGAUCGGUGAUAUGGGAAUCAAACAUUUUCUUGACGGUCCUGUGAGCCAAAGGUUAAGAGAGCUAAAUUUAAGCAACUGUGUGCACCUGGGGGAUGACUCGGUCCUGAGACUCUCAGAGCGCUGCCCUAACUUAAACUACUUGAGUCUGCGGAAUUGCGAACACCUGACUGAUCAAGGCAUUGAAAACAUCGUAAACAUCCUUUCCUUGGUAUCCGUAGAUCUCUCUGGAACAAUCAUCUCUAAUGAGGGUUUGAUGGUACUUUCCAGACACAAAAAACUGAAGGAACUUUCUCUAUCUGACUGUGGUAAAAUCACAGAUGUUGGAAUUCAGAAUUCAAGAUGUGGGAGUAUCUGAGAACUCAAUCUCCAUGAAACCUGGAACAAUUAAGAGCUUUGCUACAAAAAUCUGUGUGCGAGGUGGCUGUCCAGGCUAAGAAUGGCCUUCAAAAAGCUAGGACAGAACAACGUGGCCCAGGAGACCCGGAGCACCUGGAACCAGCUGGGAAUCACAGAGGAACUCCUGCCAAGAUACUUAGACCCUGUUCUUCAAAGACUGAGCAAAAGAAACAAGCUCAGUAUUCUCUGUUCCCGCUGACAUCAGUGUGUUUCCAAUUGUGGAGGCAGCACAACAGAGUUAGAAAUUUGCCAGACUUCAAAGGAUGUGGGAUUUGACAGCUUGUCAGUUUCCCAUAGUCUGCAAGGUUCCCCCGAAGACUGGAGAGCCCUGGGUACCGUGUUGUCUUGGCUGAGAAGCAGCUGAAGCUGGGAACACCCCCACACCAACACUGGCUCCUGGCCCAAUUCCCGCCAGGGAGAACCACUCCCGGACAACUGAAGUUCUGCUGAGCUUGCUAAAGGGGUGUGCACGUCUGUUAUUCUCAUGUCGAGCACCCACAGAGCAGAGCUUAUCAGAGACCUCGUUAAAAGGAAGAUAAUCCACAGGAGGCUGCUCCCACACCUUUGGCUGCCCCUGGAACAUUAGUGUAGCCCUAUGAAAGAUGAAAUUUGCCAAAAGUUAACCAAAGCCUGUCAGAUUGGAUAAAAAGGCAGGGAAAAUAAACAUCAGAAUCCCUCUUUCCAACUCUUAGCUUGAAUCUCUGUUUCUUUAGCUUCUUACACCAAAUAGGCCGAUUUGGGUUUGAUCCUCUUUCUGGGUGACACGCCCAGGCUUUGCUCAUUGUGCCUCACCCAACGUGGCCAGGGUGCCU
Oryctolagus cuniculus (rabbit) is the source of this 3099-nucleotide messenger RNA. NCBI's taxonomy places the organism in Eukaryota, Metazoa, Chordata, Mammalia, Lagomorpha, Leporidae. The record is from RefSeq and is a predicted model, not a curated record.